Messenger RNA from Lipotes vexillifer (Yangtze River dolphin), 2041 nucleotides. RefSeq names its product heterogeneous nuclear ribonucleoprotein F (gene HNRNPF). Lineage: Eukaryota; Metazoa; Chordata; Mammalia; Artiodactyla; Lipotidae. The transcript is spliced from 3 exons. Gene Ontology annotation, molecular function: RNA binding. Bases 173 to 1423 code for a protein of 416 amino acids. The record is from RefSeq and is a predicted model, not a curated record.
AACUGGUGUUAAGCAGGUCCAGCCUUUCCCUUGGGGAUCUCAUCUUCCUAUAUGCAUUUCUGACAGUUCGUUACCUGCCUGGAGUGUCUUCGACUGUGGGCAUCCCCCGCUGUUCUUUAAGCCACAAAAAGCCGCAUCCAAGUUUGUUUGACGUCUGCUCUGUCAAGUGUCCAUGAUGUUGGGCCCCGAGGGAGGUGAAGGCUUUGUAGUCAAGCUCCGUGGCCUGCCCUGGUCCUGCUCUGUUGAGGAUGUGCAGAAUUUCCUCUCCGACUGCACAAUUCAUGAUGGGGUCGCAGGCGUUCACUUUAUCUACACUAGAGAAGGCAGGCAGAGUGGUGAGGCUUUUGUUGAACUUGAAUCAGAAGAUGAUGUAAAAAUGGCCCUUAAAAAAGACAGGGAAAGCAUGGGACAUCGGUACAUUGAGGUGUUCAAGUCCCACAGAACCGAGAUGGAUUGGGUGUUGAAGCACAGUGGUCCAAACAGUGCUGACACCGCCAAUGAUGGUUUCGUGCGACUUCGAGGACUCCCGUUUGGAUGCACCAAGGAAGAAAUCAUUCAGUUCUUCUCAGGGUUGGAAAUCGUGCCAAACGGGAUCACAUUGCCUGUGGACCCCGAGGGCAAGAUUACAGGGGAAGCCUUUGUGCAGUUUGCCUCACAAGAGUUAGCUGAGAAGGCUCUAGGGAAGCACAAGGAGAGAAUAGGGCACAGGUAUAUUGAGGUGUUCAAGAGCAGUCAGGAAGAAGUUAGGUCAUACUCGGAUCCCCCUCUGAAGUUCAUGUCAGUGCAGCGGCCGGGGCCCUAUGACCGGCCUGGCACAGCCAGGAGGUAUAUCGGCAUUGUCAAGCAAGCAGGCCUGGAGAGGAUGAGGUCUGGUGCCUACAGUGCAGGCUAUGGGGGCUAUGAGGAGUACAGUGGCCUCAGCGAUGGCUACGGCUUCACCACCGACCUGUUUGGAAGAGACCUCAGUUACUGUCUCUCUGGGAUGUAUGACCAAAGGUAUGGAGAUGGCGAGUUCACUGUCCAGAGCACCACUGGACACUGCGUCCACAUGAGGGGGCUGCCCUACAAAGCCACGGAGAACGACAUUUACAACUUCUUCUCUCCACUCAACCCAGUGAGAGUCCAUAUUGAGAUUGGCCCUGAUGGAAGAGUGACCGGUGAAGCCGAUGUCGAAUUUGCCACUCACGAAGAAGCUGUGGCGGCCAUGUCCAAAGACAGGGCUAACAUGCAGCACAGAUACAUAGAACUUUUCUUGAAUUCCACGACAGGGUCCAGCAACGGGGCAUAUAGCAGCCAGAUGAUGCAAGGCAUAGGGGUGUCAACCCAGUCCACUUACAGUGGCCUUGAGAGCCAGUCCGUGAGUGGCUGUUACGGGGCAGCGGCUAGCUAUGGUGGCCAGAACAGCAUGAGUGGAUAUGACUAGUUUUGUAGUAGCUUUUGAGUUAUUUCAUCAGAUUUUCACAGGCAGCCAACAAGCAGUGAAAAGCAGUUAUUACUCUAGAGGAAGCUGUGGGACCCAUUUUGCACCAUGAGUUUGUAAAAUCUGGAUUAAAAAAUUACCUCUUCAGUGUUUUCUCAUGCAAACUUUCUUCUAGCAUGUUAUAUUGAGUAAACUAAAACCAUUUUCAGCUUUUCUCAACAUUUUGGUAGUGUACUUUCUGGAGUGAUGUUAUCUGAGUUAAAGUAGUUUUAAGUACAUUAAAUGUGGAUCUUUUACACCACAUCAUCGUGAACACAUUGGGGAGGUGUGCUUUUUUGGAAAACUCAAGGUGCUAGAUCCCUAAUUCAAAGAGGAACAUUUCUCAUGUUUGUUCAUUCUAGUUUAUUUUCAUUUAAAAUCUUUUAGGUUAAGUUUAAGCUUUUUAAAAGUUAGUUUUGAAAAUUGAGACACAUUACUAAUACUGUAGGAAUUGGUGAGGCCUUGACUUAAAACUUUCUUUGUACUGUGAUUUCCUUUUGGGUGUAUUUUGCUAAGUGAAACUUGUUAAAUUUUUUUGUUGACUAAAUUUUUUUCUUAAAAUAAAAAGACUUUUUCACAAUG